AUGGUAAACAGAGGCCUUAUGGCUAGAUUUCAUACCAGAAAACUAUCCCUCAGGAUCAUCACUUUCUACACCAUUUUCACAUUCGCUUUCUCCAUCUCCAUCUUCUUCAUCUACGUAAGAACCUUCAUAGCCGAUGAAGAUCAAUCGCAUGAUCCAUUUUCUCAUCAAUCUCGAUCUCUCAAGGUACCGGAUUCGCCUAGGUACAAAGACAAACAGCUCUGGGAUUCUCCUUAUAGCCAUGGCUUUCACCCCUGCGUCAAGCCAACUGCUAAGUAUAAAGGUGUCCAACAAUUUGAGCGCUACAUGUCUGUUAGAAGUAAUGGUGGACUAAACCAAAUGCGAACUGGUAUAGCAGACAUGGUAGCUGUGGCACAUAUAAUGAAUGCAACUUUAGUCAUCCCUCAAUUGGAUAAACGUUCAUUCUGGCAAGACUCGAGUGUAUUCUCAGACAUAUUCGAUGAGUUUCAUUUCAUUGAAUCCCUGAAAGGAGAUAUCAGGAUUGUUCAGGAACUUCCCAAGAAUUUGGAAGCAGCCCCCCGGGCUAGGAAACACUUCACUUCCUGGGCUGGAGUUGGUUACUAUGAAGAGAUGACAAAGUUAUGGAAUGAGUAUCAGGUGAUACAUGUUGCAAAAUCAGAUUCUCGACUUGCAAACAAUGAUCUUCCUCUAGACAUCCAGAGGUUGAGAUGCCGUGCGAUGUAUCAUGCUCUUCGAUUUUCUCCUCCUAUUGAGAAUCUAGGAAAGAGGUUGGUGGAUCGGCUGAGAUCACGCGGGGAAAGAUAUAUUGCUCUCCAUCUGAGAUAUGAGAAAGAUAUGUUGUCUUUUACUGGUUGUGCUUAUGGUCUGACAGAUGCAGAAUCUGAAGAGCUGAGAAUUUUAAGGGAGACUACUAAUUAUUGGAAAGUAAAAAAGAUAAACUCAACAGAGCAGAGAAUUGGAGGAUUUUGUCCGCUGACUCCAAAGGAGGUUGGCAUUUUCCUUCAAGCUCUUGGGUUUCCCCCAUCAACACUAAUAUACAUUGCUGCAGGGGAGAUCUAUGGUGGCAAUACCCAUCUAUCAGAGCUCUCUUCCCGCUUCCCUAAUCUAAUCUUUAAGGAAUCCCUUGCAACUCCUGAAGAGCUGAUAGCUUUCAACAAUCAUGCAUCUCAAAAUGCUGCAGUUGAUUACAUAAUCUCUGUAGAGAGUGAUGUAUUUGUUCCAUCAUAUUCAGGAAAUAUGGCACGAGCUGUUGAGGGGCACCGCAGGUUCUUAGGUCACCGCAAGACAAUUGACCCAGACAGGAAAGGACUUGUUGGAAUCUUUGAUAAGCUGGAAACUGGAGGGCUAGUAGAAGGAAUGGCACUGUCACAAAUGGUGCAGCAGAUGCACAAGAACAGGCAAGGAGCUCCAAGGAAAAGACAAGGUCCAUUGCCAGGAGUUAAAGGCCGGGCACGUUUCAGGACUGAAGAGUCCUUUUAUGAAAAUCCAUACCCAGAGUGUAUAUGUGGUUCAAGAAGCAAACUGGAAAGAACGUGA
Molecule: messenger RNA, 1515 nt
Organism: Lathyrus sativus (Indian pea)
Lineage: Eukaryota; Viridiplantae; Streptophyta; Magnoliopsida; Fabales; Fabaceae
Source: the annotation of a GenBank genome assembly